Messenger RNA from Eimeria maxima, 942 nucleotides. RefSeq lists its product as hypothetical. NCBI's taxonomy places the organism in Eukaryota, Apicomplexa, Conoidasida, Eucoccidiorida, Eimeriidae. The record is from RefSeq and is a predicted model, not a curated record. The coding region runs from base 1 to 942 and encodes 313 amino acids. The transcript is spliced from 2 exons.
AUGACGCGAGGUAUUGCGUUUGGCUUCUUGUUUGCCAUUUGCAUUUCUUUUCUUUGCGCAUUUGUUCAGCUUGCCCAUGCUGGCUCUCUAGGUAGCACCGCCGUGGCGGAGCUACCCGGCACGGAUCCCGAUGCUGACGCGCGAUUUCGCGGGCGUUAUCAGCCAGGGCAUUCCUAUUGGAAACCUCAAUAUCUUGAGAGCAUGCGUCGUUUGCGUAGCCGUUGGUGGCGUAUAGCUCCAGUAUACUUCUAUGGCCGUACAUGCGGACCGAAUCAACCGCGACGGCGUCAAAUAAUCAUGCGAAUUGGACAUUUUGAUAUUGACACACUUCUAGCAGACGAAAAGUCUCAACUUUCCUUUCUGAUGUAUUUACGGUGGCAAGUGGAGGCCUACUGGCGUCGUAUUGUGCCUGAGUACCGUCUUGAGCCUCCUCCAGUUUUUGUAGUUGAUUUUGAAGGCUUAGGAUGGAGAAAGGCUAUCAGUAACAUGUUUAAGAUAAAUAGUUUAAUAAGACAAGUUAAUGCUGCAUUUAAUAGCAUUACUGGAUUCGGCGGACGAUCCCGACUCCCGCUGGGGUCAGGACCAGCAGAUAGCGCACUGCAUGCCUUUAGUGCUGCUGCUGCUGAUGAUGCUGCUGAUGAAGACGCUUUCCGUCUACCAAGAGAAGCAGAAGAUUUCCCACCUAUUGACGCUAUACAGAAAAUAGCAGCAGCAGCAGCAGGAACAGCAACAACAACUGUUCCUCCUGUUGCUCGUACUUCUCCUAAUACAGGAGAGGAGGGUAUAGAGCGUCAAGUUACCGUUACCGUAGAAGAAAUAGACUAUGAAGAUAAUACACCUCCUUCUCCUCCUAUAAAAGCACCAAUUAAAGGAGAAGCAGCAGCAGACAGCGAAGAUGAUCGAUCAACCGCAGCGGGCUCAGACACAGAAAGCGACAAGUAA